Gymnodraco acuticeps is the source of this 4304-nucleotide messenger RNA. RefSeq names its product ubiquitin specific peptidase 46 (gene usp46). The record is from RefSeq and is a predicted model, not a curated record. The transcript has 9 exons. Gene Ontology annotation, biological process: protein deubiquitination. Gene Ontology annotation, molecular function: cysteine-type endopeptidase activity; cysteine-type deubiquitinase activity. The coding region runs from base 294 to 1403 and encodes 369 amino acids. Gene Ontology annotation, cellular component: cytosol; nucleus. Lineage: Eukaryota; Metazoa; Chordata; Actinopteri; Perciformes; Bathydraconidae.
UUUGCUGCUCGUUGCUAACAACCUGCUGCCUGCAACUUCGUCUGUCCACCAUCCACCCAUGCAUUAACGGGUGCCAGGUGUUUAUGGGAUGUGUGUGAGGAUGAAUGCGUGUCUCUGAGGUUCAGCUCCGUGCUGCUGCAUGCUGCUCCGCGUCUCUCUCUCUUUCUGACGCUUGGGGUUGCAGUCUGGCCUCCAGCCGCGGCUGCGAUUUAACUUCAUUUCUCAGCGUCGGCUUGCUCUCAAAUCAUGUUUAUUUUUAUAAAGAUGGCGGCGAGGGGCACACUGUAAACUAAAUGACUGUCAGAAACAUCGCCUCCAUUUGUAAUAUGGGCACCAAUGCCUCUGCUCUGGAGAAAGACAUCGGCCCAGAGCAGUUCCCAAUCAAUGAACACUACUUCGGAUUGGUCAAUUUUGGAAACACAUGUUACUGUAACUCGGUGCUACAGGCUCUCUACUUCUGCCGGCCUUUCCGGGAGAACGUGCUGUCUUACAAAGCCCAGCAGAAGAAGAAGGAGAACCUGCUCACAUGCCUGGCUGACCUCUUCCACUCUAUUGCCACGCAGAAGAAGAAAGUGGGCGUCAUCCCGCCCAAGAAGUUCAUCUCCCGCCUACGGAAAGAGAACGAUCUGUUUGAUAACUACAUGCAACAGGAUGCCCACGAAUUCCUCAACUACCUGCUGAACACCGUGGCCGACAUACUGCAAGAGGAGAAGAAGCAGGAGAAGCAGAACGGGCGCCUCAAGAACAACGGGACCCCCGUCACCACAGAGACAAACACGGAGAACAAGACGGAGCCCACGUGGGUUCACGAUAUCUUCCAGGGCACGCUGACCAAUGAGACGCGCUGCCUCAACUGUGAAACGGUGAGCAGCAAAGAUGAAGAUUUUCUGGAUCUUUCUGUGGAUGUGGAGCAGAACACAUCCAUAACACACUGUCUCAGGGACUUCAGUAACACAGAGACUUUGUGCAGUGAAUACAAAUACUACUGUGAGGCAUGCUGCAGCAAGCAGGAAGCACAGAAGCGGAUGCGUGUGAAGAAGCUUCCUAUGAUCCUAGCCCUGCACCUGAAGAGGUUUAAGUACAUGGAGCAGCUGCACCGCUACACCAAGCUGUCCUAUCGAGUAGUUUUCCCCCUAGAGCUCCGUCUGUUCAAUACAUCGGGGGAUGCGGUUAACCUGGAUCGCAUGUACGAUCUAGUGGCUGUGGUGGUUCACUGUGGCAGUGGUCCAAACAGAGGUCAUUACAUCACCAUAGUGAAGAGUCAUGGCUUCUGGCUGCUGUUUGACGAUGACAUUGUGGAGAAAAUUGAUGCCCAGGCCAUUGAAGAGUUUUACGGGCUUACCUCAGACAUCUCCAAGAACUCAGAGUCGGGAUAUAUCCUCUUCUACCAGUCCAGAGAGUGACUGGAGCUGCAUCAGUGACACAGGAGAGACUAAAUAGGAUUUUUUUUAACCUUUAGCCUAACGGACUCAGACUCCCACCAUCUCCAAGUCUGACCUCUCUGAUGUACGGGCCAAUCCUCUGUCCCACCCCCAUCCUCUGGGUUUUACUGCACUUCAUCCUUCUCUCUUUCUCCCUGUCAUUUGCUUCUUGCCUUUUAGUCACCUGCAUCUGGACUGCACUUUAAAACCAAAGCAAAAAUGCUUAACAGCACGACGGAAACAAAAUGGAUUCUACGUCCACAUUGAGCUCCAGAUGCUCAGUGAAGAUCUGCAAAGGUGAUUCUUCAUCAGGAACAUGAUGGGGUGAAGGGUCAGGCUGUCAAAAAUGGUGCUAUAUCAUUUCUAUGUAUAUAAGGUCUUCAUGUGUCCCCCACACACUGCUAUUCCUUUAAUAUGGGCUAUUUUUCCCAUCACUGUCUAGUUCUUCGUUUAGCUUUAUGUCCAUGGUUGAUGCAUGUAAAGAGAAUGAAGUUGGAGACAAACACUGUUUAAUGCUCAUGGAGAGGUUUCGAUAGAGACUUGGCUUGGCAACUGGAAGGUCACCAGUUCAAGUCCCGGCAAGACCAAGUGCUACCGAGGUGUCCCUGAGCAAGGCACCGUUCCCCACACUGCUCCCCGGGCGCCGUUCAAAAUGGCAGCCCACUGCUCCUAACACUAGGAUGGGUCAAAUGCAGAGAAACAAUUUCCCCACGAGGGAUUAAUAAAAGUCCAUCUUAUCUUAUCUUCAUGCAUUAUUAAUGGCUUUGAAGAAAUAUCUGAGCAUUAAUUAGAUAGAACUCAAAAGCUAAACUUCAGGUGUAAAUGCUGAUAAUGAAGAGGCCCAAUAUAGAAUCACUAUUCCUGCUGUUGCAACUCCACAAUUAACAUAACAUUCACCUGAGCCUAAUCCUCCUACACUACACAAGGAAGGAAAUCUGUUUCUCUGUCUGACUGGUCCACAUUGAAGUCAGCUGAAUCUUUAUAAUUUGUAUUCUGAACAAAAAGUCAUAUUUAUUCUACUUUUACUUAUUUAUUACUGUUAUUUGUAAUGCAGAAAGGUAGUUAAUGAAGGUAUCUGUGUAAUAUUGCUCCUCUGAGAGCUUUUUAUGUUAAGACCCUUAGUCUAAACUCUCAAUUUGAAGGACAUGGUGUAUGUAAGACACAACUUCUAUAGGACUGCACCAAAAACAAUUUGGGUUCAAGGUUCUUUAUUGUCAAACUAACAUAGCUACAGAGUAAUUAUGUCGUUGAAAAUCUUAGGUCACAGGCUUCUCCACCAAUGCAACACAAUAAUACAGAUAAGCAGACCAUAUUAAAAUAUACUAUAUUAAAAGUAAUACAAACAUUUUAGUGAGAAAAAAAAAAGUGGAAUAGUGCAAUACGAGUAUAUACAAGUUAUUGGAAUGAUAUAUUAAAUAAUAGAUACAUCAUUACUAAGUAGCAGAUGAAUGGUGGUUUCAUCAGUUUGCAUGGUAAAUAAAAAAUAUGAGACGUAUAAGGUGAGAAACAACCCAGAACUGCCCAAUCUUUUGAUUGACAGGAAAUAUUGAAAACAGUGCAAUAAGAGGUGAGGUUACCCAAUGUGGAAGUUCCCAGUGAAACUGAUAUUAAUGAAAUGUUAGUAGUAGAUGUUUCUUAGCUGCUGAUUAUUUUCCAGUGCUGUGUUUAUGUGCUUUUUGAUAUCAAAGUAAAUUCGCCCCUUCACCACGUGAAAUGCACACUACCUGCAGGGAUGUUCUUUCAUCCCUUUGUUUUUGUAUUCUUCUUCAAAAAUGUCUAAUUUUCUCUUUUCAUGUCACAUGUUGAACUACAGCUUAGUAGUUCUGUCUUGGUUGGUCUCUGACUUAUUGUGUCUGCCAUGUGUAGCACAUUUUAAUCCUAAACUACAUAGAAGUCAAAUUCAAUAGUGUUGAUUCAUAUGAUAUCCUUUGUAUUGUCGAUGUUUUUUCUCAGUGGCCCAGGGUUUAUGGCCAUACCCUGUAGUGACAUCAAACAACUUGUUUUCAUAUGAAUUACAUUCCUAUUUGCUGCACAUAAGCAGAAUUACCAUUUCACAUCCAUAUCAUUUUAAAUUAGAGUUAGGAAAUGAUUCAUUUGCUAGUUUAGUGUCCGUCUGUUCAGGUGAGCCAGAAUUUAAAGUGAAAAUGGUGAAACUGGGUGUUGAAUGCACUUGUUUCUUCUGUCUCUUCCAUUUAGUCUGUUUUUGGGUGAUAUCACAAACAUGUGCCAAACUGGAGUCGAUACUGACCUUGCAGUCUUUAACAAAGCAUUAUUUUCUUUGUAAAGAUACAACUGUACAUAUAUAUUAUGUAGAAAAUACUUCUGGAAAUAAGAAAAUAUUUUUUUAAAGUGAAGAUCUUAAAAUGUAAAGACACUCUAGAUUUAAGCUUGACGCUGGCCAUCAUUGAAACACUGUUAGGAACUACUGUGCUAUUUUACAAUCACUCGAUUGCAUAAUCAUAUUUGUGAAGAAGUCACCUUUCUUAUUAUUACUUUUUCUUGGUUGAACUGAGCCCAGAUAGGAAAUAGUAGCAGGUAUAGUCUUGACACAUUUUUAGACCCGGGUGAGAGGAAAGAGAAUGGCUGAUCUUCCAUUAACACUUAUGCACUCGUCCUCACUGAGACGCUCAGUCAUUGCACUUGGUCUGAUAUAUUUGACUGUGGUAGUGUUCUGCCGAGGAGAGCUCUGGCGCAGAGAGUCCUGCAUCAGGUGGGAUAUGAUUGAGCUCAUGGGAAGGGAAAGAGGAUAUUAAUUGGAGUCUCCAUUUGGUUGUAAACUGAAAGUGCACUUUAUUAGCGAUGAACUACAAUGCUUUAACAUGAAACACAUUUUAACACAAUCGUUUUGUUUUUUCUUCUGUUCAAUAAAAUAACUCAAAUGAC